AUGGAGGACGAGGAGGGCUACACGGCCUUGAACCUGCGGCCCAAGCGGGGCCACUCGGGCAGCCCGUCCCCAGCCAGGAAACCAGGGGGUGCCGGGUGCAAACUCUGCCCCAUGGACUGGCGGCUGCGCGGGGACAAGUGCUAUUGGGUCGGCAUGGGAAGUAAAACCUGGAACGAGAGUCGCAGCAACUGCACCGCGAGGGGCUCCCAGCUGCUGGUGAUCCAGGACCGGGAGGAGCUGGCGGCCCUCCAGGAUCUGACCCAAGGCAGAGCUCUGUUCUGGGUGGGACUGUCCGUCCCCUCCCCGGAGAAGGGCUGGACCUGGCUGGAUGGAUCCCGGCUGGAUCAGACCCGAAUCCACCCAUUUCUGAGAAGAGAAAAGGAAACUAAGAUUCUUCCCCUCACAGCAAAAGCAGCCGGGGCCUCCCUUGAAGGCAGGAAAAACGCUCCUGAGAAAAUUGACUUCUUCUGUCUAGAUUAUUUUGAAGAUCCCGUGUGUCUGGAGUGCGGACAGAAUUUCUGCCGAGCCUGCAUCACUCAGAGCUGGCAGGGACUGAGAACUAACUUCUGCUGUCCGGAGUGCAGAGAAACCUUCUCCCAGAGGAACCUCAAACCGAACAGACAGCUGAGGAAUAUUGUAGAAGCCACCAGACCGCUGACAAUGGAGCCAAAGAAAGACCCAGAAGUGAAGAGAGUGUGUGAGAAACACAAGGAGGGUUUUAAAAUCUUUUGCCAAGAGGACCAAAUCCCCAUUUGCAUGGUUUGCCACCUGUCCCGAGAUCACAGAGACCACACCGUGGUUCCCAUAGAAGAAGCUGCUGAGGUUUACAAGGACCAAAUCCAUAGCUCUCUGAAGAUUUUGAAGAAGGAAAGAGACAAGAUUCAGGCAUUUAAAUUGAGUGGGGAAAAGAAAAGCCAAGAACUGCUGAAACAGCUAGAAACUGAUAAGCAGAAAAUUGUGUCUGACUUUGAGCAACUGUCCAAGUUCCUGAAGGAACAAGAACGGCUCCUGCUGGCCCGGCUGGAAGAGCUGAACAAGGAAAUUGAAAAGAGGCGGGAUGAGUAUUUGGCCAAAGUAUCUGAAGAAUUGUCCUCGUUCAGUUCCCUGAUCAGUGAGAUGGAGCAGAAGUGCCAGCAGCCAGAGAUAGAAUUCCUGCAGGACAUCAAAGGUGCCUUGCGCAGGUGCGAGAGGGAGAAGUUUCAGAACCCUGUGGUGUUUUCUUCUGAACUGAAAUGGAAAGUCUGGGAGUCUUCUCAAAGAAAUGGAUCCCUGGACAUCGUCAUGAAAACAUUCAGAGCCGACGUGACUCUGGAUCCAGACACGGCCCAUCCCCAGCUCGUCCUGUCGGAGGAUCAGAGACGUGUGAAAUGGGAACGCAGACGUCAGUGACUGCCUGACACCCCGGAGAGAUUUGACACUGUGCUCUGUGUGCUGGGCCGUGAGGGCUUCACCUCGGGGAGACAUUACUGGGAGGUGGAGGUGGGGG
Molecule: messenger RNA, 1486 nt
Organism: Pelodiscus sinensis (Chinese soft-shelled turtle)
Lineage: Eukaryota; Metazoa; Chordata; Testudines; Trionychidae
Source: RefSeq, a predicted model, not a curated record